AUGCAUAUUACAUUAAAAGUUUUUUGUUGCUUCAUGAUCUUGAAAUAUAUUGGAUACACUACCAGUUUUUUUGUAAGUAAGACACAUGUUUUUCAUCUUACUGUGAUUAAGCAAGACAACAGACAAGAAUACACUCAAAAGAUAUAUACCAAGUACAAGUGUGCUCCUGUGAAAAAGAAAAAAAUCUUUUUAAGGGGGAAGGAUUCGGAAGAAAUUGACCAAACGGACGAAACGGAAGCGACGGGUGACGGUGACUUGGGAACUCAUAUCUCGCAAAUAGACAACACUGGGUUGAAGGAAGUUAAAUUGGGGAAAAUGAAAAAAAAAAAAAAAAAAAAAAAAAAAAAAAUUAAUUUGCUUAAAUGUAAAACAUGCAACAAGACAUUAAAACCGAGAGUAAAGUUUUGUAUUUACUGUGGCACGAAUGUAUCAGUGGAGAAAAUUAAAUUAAAAAAAUAUAUAGAGGACAUUUACUUGCCGCUCAGAAAGGAGGAAGUAAGUGAUAAUACGUACAGGGUAGAGAAGGGCUUCUGGAAUGACAUUUUAUCGAAACUAGGAAAACAUGAGCUGCAUGAAUUAGGACCAAACAACUGGGAAAGUUUUUUAAAAUACUUAAAAUCAAAAAAUUGUUCACCUAGGACGAUGGCCUUAUACCAAUCCACGUAUCAACAAUCACUGAAAUAUGCAUUAUAUCGGGACUAUCUAAAAAGCGUACACAAUUUUCGUAAAAUUAAGAAGAGCACGAUUCCAAGAAGAAAGAUUAUUCCUUUGUCCCCAAAAGAAAUAGAAUUGCUGCUAAACAAUAGUAGUGAGAUGCACAGGGCAAUAUUUGCCUUAAGUAUAGGUAUAGGAUUACGUCCAUCUGAAGUCUUACGAAUUUUUUGGGAAGAUAUAAAUUUUGAAAAAAAGGAAAUUUUCAUUAAAGGACAAAAAACAAAAUAUAGUAACACGGCAAUUCCUAUGACAAAUUUUGCCUACAAUGAAUUGAUGAAAUGGUGGGAGAUAGAGAAUAGGCCACUAAAGGGACUAUGUUUUUACUCUGAGAUUAUAAAAAAUAAAUUUAAUUACACAAACAAGAAGACUCAAUUAAAAACGUUUAAAACAGCACUAAAGGGGGCAGCCAAACGAGCUGGACUGGAAAUUAGUGAAGACGGAAAAAAAAGAAGAAUAUUCCCCUACCUUCUAAGGCACUCAUUUGCAACUAUAGCUGCAACGUCAAAUCCCCCUGUCCCUUUGCCUGUAGCACAAGCAAUUAUGCGUCACUCCUCGUCAAAAAUGUUAUUAGACACAUAUACAAAAGCGGGAAAUAACAUAAUCAGGGAUGGCUUGGAUAACUUCAAAAUAUAG
Plasmodium gonderi is the source of this 1347-nucleotide messenger RNA. Its product is annotated as tyrosine recombinase. Bases 1 to 1347 code for a protein of 448 amino acids. The transcript is spliced from 13 exons. Gene Ontology annotation, biological process: DNA integration; DNA recombination. Lineage: Eukaryota; Apicomplexa; Aconoidasida; Haemosporida; Plasmodiidae. The record is from RefSeq and is a predicted model, not a curated record. Gene Ontology annotation, molecular function: DNA binding.